GCAACGAGCAUUUUGAUAACAAACAUAUCCAAGCUAUAUACACAAUUUAAUUUGAUUGAUCAUGGACCAUGAACAAUUCGAUCGAGUCAGGUUUUUCGACAUUCCUUCCCAAAUGCCCGAAAUAAUUAAGAAUAAAAGGGGCCAGGCCAUUGCAACGUUUUCUAUUCUUCAUCCAACAAUUUCAGUCGAGCUUUUGCCGAACAAUGAUAAUUCAGGGCUUGAUUAUAAUAUAACCAUAAGGUUUAAUUUACAAACAAGCAUUUACAACUUUCAGUCUACCCAAAAGUCCAAAUUCACCAAUCCACUUUUCUUUUACUCCAUAGUGCUUCAGUUUAUCUACGCCGACGACAUGAAUUAUGUGGCAGAGCCUGAAUCUGAUCCUAGUGGGGCAUUCACCGUGACUGAUGGAAGCAGCAAAGCCACCGAAGUACAGGGGAGCCUGGAGGCUUCAGACAAAGGCCAAGGAGGCUCUAUUCGUGUCCACUGGACAAGAGGCUCAACUUGCACGGUUGAACAGAAACUUAGAACUUGGAGCUUGACAGUGAGCGAGCAACGUACGUGA
Molecule: messenger RNA, 562 nt
Organism: Aspergillus wentii DTO 134E9
Lineage: Eukaryota; Fungi; Ascomycota; Eurotiomycetes; Eurotiales; Aspergillaceae
Exons: 2
Coding region: 62-562 (166 amino acids)
Source: RefSeq, a predicted model, not a curated record